Exophiala viscosa is the source of this 673-nucleotide messenger RNA. RefSeq lists its product as uncharacterized. NCBI's taxonomy places the organism in Eukaryota, Fungi, Ascomycota, Eurotiomycetes, Chaetothyriales, Herpotrichiellaceae. The record is from RefSeq and is a predicted model, not a curated record. The coding region runs from base 226 to 585 and encodes 119 amino acids. The transcript has 2 exons.
AAAGAAAAAUCAGCCACAUUGUCCGACGAACGAUCCAAUGAUGGACAACAGAAAACAAAGAGCCGGGCACUGCACAUCGAAUGCAGCCUUGUGAGAACCUAAAGUGAUCUUACGAGCACCGUACGAUGCUCUGACCUGGCCUUUCGCCUCAAAGUGUCUCGGCUUGCAUCUCUUGCCGUACAGCCAUUGUUCGUAGCUGGACCGUCGUGAAUUACGCCGGUCACAAUGAUUCAGCAUCAAUUAUAUAUAGUGUCUGGGCCAAAGCUGUCCAGUCUAUUGUUUUGUCUCGUAUGGGUUACCCAUCAUUUUGUGCCCUCAGCCUAUCAUAAACACUCUGGGGUCCAUAUCAUGAAGAUUCUGGCGACUCUUUCUCCAGUAACUGAUCAGCGAUCUCUCAUCCCCAAUGCACAAAUUGGCGAUAUGAUUAUUGGCUCGCGAGCCCCGAAAGAACCUUCAACGGCCAAGUGUCCGUCGUUGACCGAAUUGAUGUCAUUGCUGAAACCUCAACCCCUGCGUAGCCCACCGCCUGCUGCCAUCCCGCGUCAAUCAGCUGCAACGCAGUCGCGUACCUGGCCGUUUGGAUGAUGGGUGGUUCCUCCGGAAUGGCCAUCCGCAAGUUGCAUCCCUGCAGUCGACCUCGCACGGAUUUUUUGAACCCACGUCGUGCUUGCGA